AUGCUCGGAACUUCGACUCAGUCCUUUUCGAACGAAAGUAGCUUCUCGGCUUGGGCCACCACCCCUCCCCUCUCCGCUACUAAUAGCCUCUCUAUCACAGCCUUUGCUCGCUUUGAAUUUGAGGCUGGCAAAGGCAAUGACGGGACAAAGAUAUUGAUGGUAGAAUGGGAGGAUGAUGAUUUUAGCCCAUCGCCACAAGGUUCAUGGCAUGUCUCAUGGGAAGGCAAAAUAUCUGUUCUMCCUGCCGAUGAACAGACGAACGAGAGAACGCGACGCUUCUACUUUUUAUUGCCACCGGGUGUUACUGUCCCUCCUGUCGUGAAUCUUAGUUACGUGCCACAACCGAAUUCAGCGUCGACAGUUAAACAACCGGAUUCAGUCAAUAUAAAUCCGUUACCCGCGAUAUUCCCACCUGAGUUAGGCGCUACCGCACGCACAGCAGGAAAGAAGGGUGUCUUACAUACGAAAUGGGCAAAGAAAAGAUUGCAAGCACUCGAUAAGGAGAUCAGAGAGGAAUCCCUGAUCAAUGUUGAGGGAGUCGCGUUGCAGAUGGCAAUACAAGAGAAGGAAUGGAUAGAGGCAAACUUUGGUGUGUUAGGGCCGCUAUCUGCGAUUGAUGUCUCUUCAACAGCCUCACCUGGCCCGUCUUCCGCAUCUCUACCACCAUUGACGCCACUUACUCCAACCGCGGGUAGUAGACUCGGUGAGAAACUUAGAGGAUUGAAAUUGGACACUAGCGACAAGGAAGCUGGAAAGAGAACAGAAGACGAUGAAGCUCCUCAACGAGAUGGACAGGCCCAUCCCUUGUCUCCCCAAUCCCCUGAUAUAGCCGUGUCUUCAUUCAGUUCUUUUCACGGCGCUGCCUUGGACAACGCCACAGAUGCCAGACGUAUAGUGGCUUACCAUCCUCCGUCAUAUAUUCAGCAGGCACAAAACAACAGCAGCGAGAUUAGCGAUAUCGGCCUCAUGGAUCCCUUAACUCGCUCUGCAACUUCAGACUCGGCCGACGACUUAUUCGCAAAAGCUUUGAGUCCGCGUACACCGGAUCUGCCACGUAGUCCUUUUUCCUUCUCACCAACUGAGGUUACUGCUGGCGAAUAA
Molecule: messenger RNA, 1101 nt
Organism: Talaromyces amestolkiae
Lineage: Eukaryota; Fungi; Ascomycota; Eurotiomycetes; Eurotiales; Trichocomaceae
Exons: 2
Coding region: 1-1101 (366 amino acids)
Source: RefSeq, a predicted model, not a curated record